AUGAUCGUCGGCGCGGCGGCGCCGGGCUACAACUGGGGCGGCCUGACGAACCAGCUCGUCGGGUUCUACGAGUUCGUCCUGCUGGCGGCGUCGCUGAACGCGUCCAUCUCCCACCCCAGCGUGCGCUGGCUCGGCCACCCGCUGGGCUGGCCCAUCGCCCACUUCCCGCACGCGGCGCUCUGGGACGUGGACCACUGGAACGCCGUCGCGGAGGCGCACGCGGGCCUCCUGCCGCGCCUCGUCGACGCGCCGGACGCGGCCGUGGAGCGCUGGGCGCCGCUGAGCUUCGUCGACCCGCCGGACGCCGCGCUCUUCCUCCACAACAAGGGCUUUAGGGGGGGCGCGCGCGCGCAGGCGCAGAUCGACCGCGUCGCCGCCUUCUACGCCGCGUUGCGGCCCGCGGAAUUUAUCGUGGAUCUCAUCGACCGGAGCGCGCCGAAACAGCCGUACGGCGCCGCGCACGCGCGGCUCGAGCGCGACGUGCGACACGACCGCUGGCCGGAGAUGCAGGAAGCGCGCGUGGGCCUCCGCGAUCUCUACGGCAUGAUGGCGGCGAGCGAGGACCUCGACGCGUGCCGCGCGGGCGCGGAGCAGCUCUACGUCGCCGCGAAUUUCGCGCUCGUCGACGACGACGACGACGCGCGGCUCCUCGGCAACGGCACGACGCCCUGGGCCGGCACGGCGCUCGCGUCGUCGGCGAACGGCCUCGUCGCCGACGCCGUGCAUUCCCGAGCCGCGGCCGCGCUCUACGACCGCGAGUUCCCGGCGACGGCGACGCCGCCGCAUCGCACGGGCUGGGAGAUGGCCGUGCCGGCGGCGGCGGCGAACUUCGUCGGCGGCGUCGUCGACUUUUAUCUGUGCCGCGACGCGGCGUAUUUCGUCGGCUACCCGCGGCUCUCGACCUUCGACGUCGCCGUGCUCGACGCCCGGACGGUGCGGGCCACGGCGUGCUCCUUCACCUACGACCGCGAAGGCGUGGCGCCCGUUCGUGACUUGAGCCGGCGCUACGCGACGGGCGGCGCGGCGGCGCUCCUGCCGCGGGCCGAGGCCUUUGGAGCGUCGGACGCGCUCUGCGUCCUCGACCCGGGCUUCGGCCUCGGGGAGGGCGCGAUGUACUUCGACCGGGCGCUGGACGAGGUACAGGUCUCGGAGGCCGCGCGGCUCUGGAUGCCGACGGUCUACCCGCUCAUCCGGGGCUUCGACGGCGUGGACCUCGAGGGCACGACGCGCCUCGUCAUGGGCGCCGCCGUCGAGGCGCGGAAGGCGUGCCUCAGAGAAGGGCGAGAAGCCGCAGUCGUCGAGCCGGCCGCCGCCGCCGACGGCGACGCCGUCGUCGAGGAGGACGUCGUGCGGUUGCACGCCGCGUCGGCGAUGACGGCGGCCGGCGGCGCGUACGAGACGGACAAGGUCGUCGAGCACGGCUACGAGCGGGUCUACUGGCGCUACCUGCCGCCGCGGGGCUCCGCGCCGUCGAUCUUCGAGAUCGGCGUCGAGCGCGGCCGGAGCCUCGCGAUGUGGCGCGCGCUCUACCCCGACGCGCAUCUCGUGGGCCUCGACUUCGGCGCGCUCAUGCCCGACGGAUUUACGGAGACGCGCUGGUACGCGGGCGCGGACCGGUCGGCGCGCACGGUCGUGGUCCGGGGCGACGGCGGCGACGCACGGGACCUCGCGCGCGCGGGGCUCGAUGGGCCCUUCGACCUGGUCGUCGACGACGGGAGCCACUGGCCCGAGCACCAGAUGGCCGCCGUCGCCUUCGCCUUCGGCGCGCCGGGCUUCCUCAAGCCCGGCGCGACCUACAUCGUCGAGGACGUCGAGACGUCCUACUGGCGGCGCGGCUCGAAGCUCUUCGGCAACGAGAUCUCCGGCGCGACGCGCGUCGUCGAGGAUUUGAAGGACCUCGCGGACGCCGUGAACCGCCACGUCCACGGCGGGCCGCGCGGCGACUGGACCGACGCCGUCGACACGGUCACCUUCGCCCACAACUGCGUCAUCCUCACGAAGCGGCGCGCCUACGCCGCGGGCGCGGCGAUCCCGCCGCGGUCGCCGGACUCGGGCGCGCCCUACCGCUUCCGGCGCUGCAUCGACGGCGUCUGCGACAUCCGGGGGUCCUCGAAUUAG
This is a messenger RNA of Aureococcus anophagefferens, 2118 nucleotides long. RefSeq lists its product as hypothetical. The record is from RefSeq and is a predicted model, not a curated record. Bases 1 to 2118 code for a protein of 705 amino acids. The transcript has a single exon. Lineage: Eukaryota; Pelagophyceae; Pelagomonadales; Pelagomonadaceae.